Messenger RNA from Drosophila gunungcola (fruit fly), 1902 nucleotides. It is a transcript of the gene Lint-O, whose product is annotated as histone-lysine N-methyltransferase 2D. Gene Ontology annotation, molecular function: protein binding. The record is from RefSeq and is a predicted model, not a curated record. Lineage: Eukaryota; Metazoa; Arthropoda; Insecta; Diptera; Drosophilidae. The transcript has 3 exons. The coding region runs from base 42 to 1724 and encodes 560 amino acids.
UAGCUGAUAGACAUUUAAGAAAAUUGUUUUUUUUUUUUUUAAUGAGAACAAGUUUUUUAAAUAACGGAAACGUUUUUAAGAAGAGCAAGAAAAUACCAGCGAUUAGAAUACGGCCACACCGAAACCGGGCUGGUAUUAAAUCUCGAACCGACGGUCACACUUUACAACCGAGCGCGCAAGUAACAACAAUUUUGUUUUGCUCAUUUUUUUUGCUUUCCGAGGACACACCGGCGAACAUGAAGCGCACUAAGGACGAGGACAAGGAGGAGUCGCCUUCCCAGCCGGUGACCCACAAUUCCAGCGCCGGCAGCAACGGCCACGACGCCCCAUCUCCGGUGGCGGCCACAUCUGCGCCGGCGGCCAAUUCCUCCGCCGUUCCGGAUGCCUCGGCCUCUGGAGCCUCCGUUCGCACGACGGGACGCGUGAAGAAACCCAAACUGGUGUACGAUCCCUCCGACAACUAUGUGUCCCGGGCCAGCAGCAAUCGCAGUUCCCUCGGCGCAGCUGGAGCCGCUGCAGCUCCUGCCACUGCCACUGUCACUGUCAUCCACGGUGUCCAGCAGUCAUCACCUGCCAAGGAGGCAGCCAAAGAGCUGGUGGCCAGCGAUUCCCAGGACUCCACACCCAGUCCGGCCGUUUCCGAGCAGCACCAGCAGCAGCAGCAGCAUCCGGCGCAGAAUCGCAACUUCGACACCUGCCAGAAGUGCUCCAAGAGCGAACCGAAGCGAGGAUCCGGCCACAAGAGCAACUUUCUCACCUGCAAGGGCUGCAUGCAGAAAUGGCACUUUCCCUGUUUGCCCAUCAACUUUGAUAACCAGAGCCUGGCCCGCAAAAGGUACAAGUGCGAGAAGUGUCGCUACUGCCAGGUGUGCAACGUGAGGGGUCGGGAUCUGGCCAUCUGCAGCACUUGCGUGGACGCCUACCAUGCGGACUGCAAUGAUCCCACCAUCAAGCAGGCCAAGUCAGUGGACACCAACCCCAAGUGGAAGUGCUUCCGAUGCGAGGCGAGUAAUAGCGGCCAAAACACCAGCCCUUCCAGCGAGGAGCAGGCGGGGGGCAGGAAGUCCCACGCAAUCCGCGAGGAGCAGCCAGUGGCGGUGGUUGUGGCGGCCAGAAAGUCCAAUGCGGGUCGCAAGAAGCGCGUUCAGUCCGAUCCCACGGGUCAGGAGAAACCAGCAAAGAUUGAGAAGCUGGGCAAACGCAUUCCGCCCUUGAAAAUGGAUGAGAAAAAAGAGAGGAAGGAGGUGGCCAAGGAGGAGAAGGUGGUGAAGAUGGAGAAGAUGGAAGAGCAGCGGGAGCAGCCAGUGGUGGUGGUCAAAGUGGAGAAGGUGGAGCAGGUGGAAGAUGAUGGGGAGAAUAAGCAUGAACCCAUGCAGCCAGAGCAUCGGGCAGAGGAGCUGCCGCUGCAGCCAAUUCGGAAAUCGUAUCCCUCACGUCUAACGCCACCGGCUCCUGCGGCCACAGAUAGCCCCGUGGACAUCAAGGGCCAGCCCGUGUCCAGCUGGUCCGUGGAGCAGGUCGUCGGCUUUGUGGCCAAGCACUAUCCGAAGGAGGCGAACGUGUUCCGCUACCAGGACAUCGAUGGCGCCUCCCUGCUGCUGCUCACCCGCCAGGAUGUGAUGAACGGAUUCGGCCUGAAGCUGGGACCGGCGCUGCGCGUCUUUGAACUCGUCAUGUCCCUGCAGAGUCGCUCCGACGACGUGAGACUCGCCUGGUUCGAGUAGCAUCGAGUAGAACCGCCACCUCCUUAGCACCUAAGAUCCUUACGCCGCACUGUAACUUUAAUCUAAUACACUCGUCGUCGGAGCGUGGCCUCGUCCGCUGGCCACCAAUAAAAGCUUAUAUUAAGUCUUCCGGCGGAUGGUCUGGCCUGCGCUCCAGUUUUUAAGAUGUUCUUCUGUA